AUGGCCUGUGCCCGGAGGGACGGCGAGGCGGACGGCGAGCCCGACCGCUCUCUGCGGCACAUGCUGCGGGCCAUAGCGGAGGAGCGGAGCCGCGCCGGGCUCCGGCACGACGGCCUCGGCGGCCUCGGGUGUUUCAAAGAUGACCGUAUUGUGUUCUGGACUUGGAUGUUCUCAACCUAUUUCAUGGAGAAGUGGGCCCCCCGGCAGGAUGACAUGCUCUUCUACGUGCGUCGGAAACUGUCCUACGUCACUGGGGAGAGCACAGAGGGCAAAAAGCAGGUUGAAGUUGAAGUUUAUAGGAGAGAUUCUAAGAAGCUUCCUGGCCUGGGAGACCCUGACAUUGACUGGGAAGAGAGUGUCUACUUGAACCUCAUCCUGCAGAAGCUGGAUUAUGUGGUGACCUGUGCUGUGUGCACACGCUCCGAUGGAGGAGAUAUUCAUAUUCACAAAAAGAAAUCUCAGCAAGUGUUUGCCUCUCCGAGCAAGCACCCAAUGGACAGUAAAGGAGAGGAGUCAAAGAUCAGCUACCCCAAUAUAUUCUUCAUGAUUGACAGUUUUGAGGAGGUUUUCAGUGACAUGACUGUGGGAGAAGGAGAAAUGGUCUGCGUGGAGCUGGUGGCCAGUGAUAAAAGCAACACCUUCCAAGGGGUGAUUUUCCAGGGGUCCAUCCGCUAUGAAGCACUCAAGAAGGUCUAUGACAACAGGGUGAGUGUUGCAGCUAAGAUGGCUCAGAGAAUGUCUUUUGGUUUUUAUAAAUACAACAACAUGGAGUUUGUGCGAAUGAAAGGACCACAGGGAAAAGGACACGCAGAGAUGGCAGUGAGCAGAGUUUCCACUGGUGACACUUCACCAUAUGGGACAGAAGAAGAUUCAAAUCCAGACUCCCCAGUGCAUGAGAGAGUUACUUCUUUCAGCACACCACCAACCCCAGAGAGAAACAACCGCCCCUCCUUCUUCUCCCCGUCCCUCAAGAGAAAAGUGCCCCGAAAUCGAAUUGCUGAGAUGAAAAAGUCCCAUUCAGCAAAUGACAGUGAGGAGUUCUUCAGAGAUGAUGAUGGUGCAGAUCUGCACAACGCGACCAAUCUGCGCUCGCGCUCCCUGUCGGGAACAGGACGCUCGCUGGUGGGCUCGUGGCUCAAGCUGAACAGAACUGAUGAAAACUUUCUACUCUAUGCACACUUAACAUACAUCACUUUGCCAUUGCAUCGAAUUUUAACAGAUAUCCUGGAAGUGCGGCAGAAACCAAUCCUGAUGACAUAGCAGAGGGCGGGCACUGCCUUGGAGCCUUGUUGCCAAGUGCCUAUCCCAGCGGUUCCGUGCUAACACUACCACCUAGUGUCAGGAACAGAGACCUCCGCAGGAAAAAGGGAACUCCAGGAAUACCAGCCGAUCAAAAGUGCCUCUUUCUUCCUUCCUCUGCUGUCACACACCGAAUGCCCACAUGACUGGAGUGUUUCUGACUGGAAGAGGACUUUCAGCAAGACAAAAUAAGAAGGGGCUGCGUUUAAACCGAGUCAACACUUUAUGGACAGUUUGCUACUGUGUUUACUUUAUAACUAAGAAGCCAACAAUAUGUACAGAAUGUGCAAAACUUUAUAUUCUUUGGGAGAAACAUUCUAAGAAUUUCAUAAUGAUGUGCUUUUGGACAUCCCUCCAUAGACUCUGGCCAUACCCUCUCCUUGUCUGAUCAGCCAUUUGUGAGUGCGUGUGUGUGUGAA
Melozone crissalis (California towhee) is the source of this 1718-nucleotide messenger RNA. RefSeq names its product KIAA0930 ortholog. NCBI's taxonomy places the organism in Eukaryota, Metazoa, Chordata, Aves, Passeriformes, Passerellidae. The coding region runs from base 1 to 1260 and encodes 419 amino acids. The record is from RefSeq and is a predicted model, not a curated record. The transcript has 10 exons.